Molecule: messenger RNA, 348 nt
Organism: Trichomonas vaginalis G3
Lineage: Eukaryota; Parabasalia; Trichomonadida; Trichomonadidae
Exons: 1
Coding region: 1-348 (115 amino acids)
Source: RefSeq, a predicted model, not a curated record
AUGGCCGCCAUGAUGUUACCUACAUCUUUAAUAGUAUUAUUUAAUAUAUUAUGUGCAUGCGAUUCGCUGGAACGCAACUUUGAGAAAGAUUAUAAAGCUAAUAGAUUUACACCAGAACUCAAUCAAAAUCUAAUUGAUCAAACAAAUGGAGAUAAAAAGGAUCCUGAAAAACCCAGUGUUGCUUAUGAUGAUAACGAUGAUCCAUUGCAUAUAAAUCAAACACAAAAACCACAAUUUGUUGACCCUACUCCUAAUCCAAAUCUGAUGUAUUAUCCUCCACCAGAGAUGCCAUCAAAUAACAAACCAGAUGAGGAUAACCCUUAUAAUCAAGAUAACCCAUACUCAUAA